This is a messenger RNA of Nylanderia fulva, 5735 nucleotides long. NCBI's taxonomy places the organism in Eukaryota, Metazoa, Arthropoda, Insecta, Hymenoptera, Formicidae. The record is from RefSeq and is a predicted model, not a curated record.
CACCCGCGCGAACGGAGCAAGAAAGAGAGAGAGAUAGAAAGAGGAAAAGAAAGAGAGAGAGAAAGAGAGAACCGACGGUGGUUUGGCUGCCUCCCCUUUUUCGGUACGUUCUCCCGAAUGCGCCCCCUCUUCUAGCGGCCUCUACCCACUCAGCCGAAGUAGUAAUCUACCCGUUUGUCUCGGCGUAGUGUCGCGCGGAGUGUCGUACGGAAUAUACGUGCAGGAGAGAGAAAGAGAGCUCGCUGGUGUUGUUAUCCGGUGUUAUCACAACACCCCUUGGACACUGCUCCUUCUCUCAUAUUUUUUUUUUUUUUGGUGCUUUUCUACCCUUCACUUCACCCUCAGAAUCUUGUGAACUUCGUCAUCGUGUGUCCUGCGAUCGACAGGAUAUUAGGAUCCAGAGGAAGCUUGGCUGCGAGCAAGUUUGGCAGGGUUGACGACGACGACGAAGAAGAGGAAGCUGUAGGCUGUAUACUCCGAACAGCGGAUAGUGCCUCCACGGUGUGACCGCACGAGGAAUCACGAUGGCGGAGGUGGCGACGAAGAAAUCGAUCAAUGUCGUAAGUAGCAAGAAGAACGAGGUGUGCGGUGUUCAGUCUAACAACGGUUUGAUUGAUUUGGAUGAUCUAACCGCGAGUAACAACCAACUAAUCUCGUUGUGCGACGACGACGACGACGACGAACUCGUACUCACGAAUAAUACGCGUAACGAGCUCGAGAACGAGGACAAGAGCCUGCAGGAGCUGAUCGAGAGCGAGCUGGCGCUGAGAAUCUGCUCGAGCAAGAGCGACGACGACAUCGCCGACGAGCUCGAGGAGGAGGAGCCGGUCGUCGCCCAACCGGAGCCGAUCAAGAGGAUCGUCCUGGAUCGUCGACAGGAUCCAAUCGACAUCAACGCGGAGUUUAUCGCGGCCGAGAGCGAGCACUAUUCCCUGAUCGAGGAACCCCAUCAAAACGGUCACGUGUCCCCGGACGCCAAUACCGAAGUCGUGGAACCGGUAGAUUUCUACGAGCAGGAGGAGGAUCAGGUCGGCGAGAAAACGAGUCGAGACGAGCCCGAAGAGCCGCAGCUUGCCACAGACGUCCCGGAUUUUAGCAACGUCACGGCCAAUUUUGUCGACACCUCUCAACCUUGUUCCGCGUAUCAGGAGAACGAACUGACGCAAAAGUCGGACGAUGCGGAAAAUAUAAAUACGCUCUGCCAGCAAAAUCCAGGUGUCGACGAGCACAAGUUUUUUCCCGCGAACGAGGAACCUUUGUGCGAUGUGACGCUUCCGGUACGCGACGAGGCAAACUUGCAAACGUUGAUUCCCCAGGACAAACAAUCGCCCACCGAAAUCAUCGAGGAUUCGGACUGCAUCGAUGCUAACCAGUCUGAGAUACUCUCGGAGGCGGCUAGCACGCGGGAAUUUCUUGCUACGGAGCGUCUCGUGUUGAGCGAAGAAGCCAAUCAAGAGGUGUCGCUUGAGGAUAUCGAUCAGUACGUUGAGGCAAGUUUGCAAAUGCCGUCUUCCGAAAUCGAGGAGACCAACUCGAAGCCGAGCAACAAGUACGACGACGAAUUAGGGAGCUUUCACGACGAUCUCGCGAGCCAAUCUGAGAUGUUGACAGAAACGUCUAGCACGUGUCAGAAGUUGUCAGAGAUCGCCGAUUCACCGGCGGUUCUCGAAAGCGAAUCCAUCCCGGAAUGUCCCAGGGAGAUCGCGGAGGAUCCUCAGAACCAGGACGAGUCCUCGAGCGAGUUGUCGGCGUCGGAUUCGACGUUCAUAGAGAAGCCCGAGGUCGUGGUGUCGGAUACAAACCUGGUGACGAUCUUCUCGGAAGCGAAGAGGGCCGCCGACGAGAAUUUGGACUCGUGGACGACGGUCGAGGAGGCCACGAAAUCGGCUGACGUCGAGGAGAAACGCGCCGGUAACAUUAACGAGGCGACGAGAGAUGAUAACGAGGAGAAAGCGAACGAUUCUUUUGCGCCCCCCGUGUCCCCUCGAGCCCCCCUGGCCACCCCGGACGAGACGGAGACGAGCGAUGUUUCUAACGCCUGCGAUAGCGAAAGCCGCGAGGAAACGGUGACCGCCAGUUCCACCGUGGUGACCUCCUCGAAGGUAGGAACGAAAACGAAGAAGAAGAAGAUCGAGGGCGUCGCUGGUAACGAUGCCACCUCGCCGAACCUUACGCCGCGCACAAAGAAAACUAAGAAGAGCAAGAAGAGCGAUCUCGAGAAGGAGAACAUCUCCGUGAACUGUAGCUUACAAGACGCAAGCAUGCAUACGGGUACUCGACGAUCGCAUUCAGAGAUGAUCGAUUUCUCCGACGAGGACGAUUUGUCGAAUGUCAAUGUUAAGUCACUGACACAGAACUAUGUCUCGGAGACGAGCCGAAGCGAUCAGGAGAAGCUGUGCAGGGAACGAAUCGCGACCGGCGUGUCCAUCAAGCAACUAUGUCGCAGUUUUGGCGACAUCUCGAACAUGAGCGACGGCGAUCAGGCAGCUUUUGGGAAAACAAGUCACGCGAUGGAAACCGAGGAGAAAGCGAGGUCGAUGGGUGAUCUGAGAUUAUGCGAGCAGGGUUACUCGAGCUUCACCAAAGACGCGCCCGUCUUCGCCGGAGUGUCGGUUAAGGCCCUCAGGGCUUCCUACUGUAGUUUGGCAAGCUUAACGAGCGAGGGUAAGGACAAGGAUCGUGCAUGCGAGAGGCCGAAAUUCGAGAAAUCAAGCUUCAACAAAUUCGAUGCUCUCACCAAGAAGACAGUUUUGCACGUACGUUCGGUUGAUGCAGCAAAAGUGCAACAGCAACUAAAUGCCGUGGGUCCGGGUGGCGAGGCGAAUACGAAUUGUCGCAGCUGCGGCAAGGUCGUGUUUCAAAUGGAGCAGACAAAGGCCGAGGGUCUGGUCUGGCACAAGAAUUGCUUCCGGUGCGUGCAGUGCGGCAAACAGCUCAACGUGGACAAUUACGAGAGCCACGAGAGCACGCUCUACUGUAAGCCCCACUUCAAGGAGCUCUUCCAACCGAAACCGGUCGAGGAGUCCGAACAACCCGUGCGACCUCGAAAGCCGGAGCUGAUCAUACGGGAGAACGAGCCGAAAGAGUUGCCGCCCGAUGUGGUCAGAGCUUCCGACAAACCCGACCUAGGACUCGAGGAGCUCUCAAGCUUAAACGUCAAAUCGCGCUUCCAAGUCUUCGAGAAAGCUAGCACAGAGAACGCCAAUGAAAUUGAGAGAUCGCCGUCGCAGAUCGCCGUCAAGAGAUCACCCAGCAUCCUCAGUAAACUGGCCAAAUUCCAGGCGAAAGGCAUGGAUAUCGGCGUGGCGGACGAAUCUCUCAAUGGGAUACCCUACGAGGAGUCGAGCGAAAGCGAAGACGACGUCGAGACGGAAGAGACCGAAGAAGUGGAAACCGAGAUUGUGAAGGCGAAACGUACCACGCGCGAACGACCGAUCAGUUUCUCGAAGAUGGAUGACAUGAAGAAUCGUUGGGAAUCCACCAGUCAGCAGGGAAGGCGCGAGAUUCAGCGCGAAGCUAGGAAGGAAGAAAUCGCAGGAAUCCGCUCGCGAUUGUUCAUGGGAAAACAGGGUAAGAUGAAGGAAAUGUAUCAGCAGGCAGUAGCCGGAAAUGAUCGCGUCACGAAGAUAAAUGCGGCGGAGGAGAUCCAGCACUCGACUGCCCACGCUCGUUCUAUCAAAGAGAGAUUUGAACGAGGCGAGCCAAUCGCAGCUUCGGACGACGAAAUCGAUAGUAAUAAACCAAAACCGGAGAAAGCUGACGAAGAAGUAAUCGCAGCAGGUAUCAGCAGGAAAUCGCGAUCGCUCUUUUUGGAACUGGAUGCCUCUGCAGCGAAAAUAGGACGUCCGGUAACGCCAGUGCAUCCGAAGACACCAACCGAAAAUCCACGACGUGCACGAGACGCGUUCAUGGGUCGUCAAGUCUCAGACGAUGUGGUACGCAGUUCGGAUGCGACCGAGGAGGUUCACGUAGAAACGUCGGAAAUUUCGAACAAGUUUAAAUUCUUCGAGACCUACAGGGAACCGGAGAAACAGCGAAAGCAGUUUCGCAUCACGCCUCCUCGCGACGGUCAAGUCAAGAUGGAUUCACCGGAUCGCGAGAUAUACCGCGAUCCCGACGUCGUCAGGGCCAACGACAGGGUGGAUGAGGUGGUGCACACAGAUACGGCGAGGAAGAUGCUGUCCAUCUUCCGACAGAUGGAAGAAAACGCAAGCAAGGAGGAAUUGCCGGAUGGUCCGAAACCUUUGAAGCGCUUCACACCGCCUGAGGACAAAUUCGCCAAGGCGACGGCGUCGGAUUCUGAGGAGGAUGAGGAAGAAGAAAACGAAGAGUCUGAAGGUGAAGAGAGCGCCGAGGAGAAGGAUCCCAACUACGUCCGUGCUUCUGACAAGGUUGAGGACGAAUUCUUGAAACAAGCGCAAAAUGCGGCGCGCGCCAAGACCCUUCGCGCCAAGUUCGAGCACUGGGAGGAGACCGAUGGCAAGGUCAACAAUCACCAUAUCGCCGAAAUGGAAAUGGCUCAGGGUACGGGCGAACAAUCCAGCAUAGAGUCCGCGAGCAGUUUGAGAGCUCGUUUCGAGUCUCUCGGCUCGCAGAGCAACGAUUCUCCGCGCGCACCGAAGGUCAAAGUUAAUCGAUUUGUGGAGAUCCAGACGAACUGCACGGACGUGUGCGAGAGCUGCCAGAAGAAGGUCUACCCGUUGGAAAAGGUCGAGACAAAUAACAAAAUCUUCCAUAAGCAAUGUUUCCGGUGCCUCCAGUGCAAUUGCAUUCUAAGGAUGGACUCCUUCACGCUGAACAACGGCAAGUUGUACUGCAUCCCGCACUUCAAGCAGCUCUUCAUCACACGAGGAAACUAUGACGAGGGCUUCGGCGUCGAUCCACACAAGAAUAAAUGGGCGACGACGAAUUCCAACAGUUCCACGAGCCCAUCGCCGAUCGCGGUCUCAAACGGCGAUCUCUGAUUUUCCAAGUCUCUCAACUCUCACCUUUCCCUUUUUCCUUGUAUGAUCAUCGCUAUUGAGUUUUAGUCGGAUUCACAGGUGGAUCUAGGCGGAAGGAGAGUUAUCUUCUCUCUUGGAAACACGCCGGAUAAAUAUUACUCGAAAUUCAUGUGAAUUUAUAUUAUGUGUAUUUUUAUCACCUUGACACUUUUUUCCGAAAACGCUAAACUAGGUCCGCUUGUGGUUGGGAAAUAAUGCGAUGAUAAUUAUAAAUUGUACAUUUUUUUUAUAUUACGCUAGGCCCGUGUGCGAAUACGCGUUAAUUGUAUAUUUAACAGUUUAAACAAUCAAACGAAAUAUGUGGGAUAGACAAUUUCGUGCGCGAAUAUUCUUCGAGGAUCGUAAUCUUGUUAGAAAGUGUGUUAAAUAAAUAAAUCAACGAGAUGUGAACGAUUACAUUUUGGUCACAAUGUUCAUCGGCUCAUAAAUUAAGAGCGCAAAUUUACGAUUUAAAUUAUGAAAGUCAAUGCGCUCUUCUUAAUUACGUGCGUAAUCUCCGAAAUCGAUUUUAAAUUACAUCAAAUACGCACUGUAUAUAUAUUAAUAUAUAAUAUAUAUAUAUAUAUAUAUAUAUAUUUGUCAGUUGCCAAUGGAAAAGCGAUCCCCGAACAAACUGAUUUUUGAUAUAAAAAAUUAAUACGCUACUAAAAGUGUCUUAUCCCCUCAAUUCUAAAAAAUCUUAUUGUCAUCGCUCAUAAAGUUUGCUUGAUAUAUUUGUUACUAUUAUUAUUU